GCGACAGCUAGCUCCGCGGUCGCCGGGCGGACACAGCCAGGGCCCCGCCGAGGUGCCGCCGCCAGCAGGUCAAUUAUUAAAAAGUGCCUUUGUGAAGUCACUUUUACGAGAGAGGACUGCGACGCCUGAAUGUGUUUUCAAAAUAUUAUCUCUGCCAGCUAGACAUCGCCCUGACCUUAUAUGUCACAGAAGACACCUCAACUGUCUUGGUUUGCCAAUUGCUUGUUGUGAAACUGGCUUCCAUAUUAAAAAAGCUGAAGAAAGAAUUACUGCCAGGACGUGAAUAAGCUGACUGCAUUGCUUUUCCUGUGUAAUCAAUACCAGCAAGCAGCCUGCAAAGAAUUAAUAUUAUAUCAAGGAGUGCCAUUGCACUGAAGUAACUUUAUUUAAAACAGUUGUGUCAGCGAUCCAAUCAAGAGACUCAGAUAUUUUACAGCCAGAGAUGCUACUGAGCAUGAUUUUUUUGCAGCCAAAAGUCUACAAGUGGGACAUAUUGAUUGAUGAGUGACUGCUUGCUGAUAAAUUGUCUUUGCUCAUUCUGCUUUGUGUGUAUUGGGCUCCAUUAAGCAAUUUAUUACUUCAUUGCCGAUAGAAAAAAAGCACAGAGCUUCUCUCUCUCAACUAUAGUUUUUGGAAUUGUUGUAGAUUGGCUUGGCAUAAUUCACUUAAUAGUCAUUCACAAAACCUAAAUCAGUUUUCCAUCAUGGCUUUGAAUGUUGCUCCUGUAAGAGAUACAAAAUGGCUGACAUUAGAAGUGUGCCGACAAUUUCAGAGAGGAACUUGUUCACGCUCUGAUGAGGAAUGCAAAUUUGCACAUCCCCCCAAAAGUUGCCAGAUUGAAAAUGGAAGAGUUAUUGCCUGCUUUGAUUCCCUAAAGGGUCGUUGUACAAGAGAGAACUGCAAGUAUCUUCAUCCACCAACACAUUUAAAAACUCAACUAGAAAUUAAUGGCAGGAACAACUUAAUCCAACAGAAAACUGCAGCAGCAAUGCUUGCCCAGCAGAUGCAGUUCAUGUUUCCAGGAUCACCAAUUCAGCCAAUGCCCACAUUUCCAGUGGGUCCAACAAUAGGAACGAACACAGCUAUUAGCUUUGCUCCUUACUUAACACCUGUAACCCCUGGAGUUGGAUUAGUUCCUACUGAAAUACUACCCACACCGCCUGUCAUUGUUCCUGGAAGUCCCCCUGUCACAGUUCCUGGUUCGACUGCUACUCAGAAACUCUUGAGGACUGAUAAACUGGAGGUAUGCAGGGAAUUCCAGCGAGGAAACUGCGCGCGGGGAGAGACUGACUGCCGCUUUGCACAUCCUGCAGAUAGCACAAUGAUUGAUACAAAUGACAACACUGUAACCGUUUGUAUGGAUUACAUAAAGGGGCGUUGCAUGAGGGAGAAAUGCAAAUAUUUUCACCCUCCUGCACAUUUGCAGGCCAAAAUCAAAGCUGCUCAACAUCAAGCCAACCAGGCUGCAGUGGCAGCUCAAGCAGCUGCUGCAGCUGCUACAGUGAUGACUCAGUCGACUGCCAAAGCAAUGAAGCGGCCUCUCGAAGCAACUGUAGACCUGGCCUUUCCUCCUGGCGUUCUUCACCCUUUACCAAAGAGACAAGCACUUGAAAAAAGUAAUGGUGCCAGUGCCAUUUUUAAUCCCAGUGUCUUGCACUAUCAACAGGCUCUUGCCAAUGCACAGUUGCAACAACAUGCGGCAUUUAUCCCAACAGAUAAUCCUGAAAUAAUCAGCAGGAAUGGAAUGGAAUGUCAAGAGACCUCAUUGAGAAUGGCAAAACAUUGUUAUUGUACAUACUAUCCUGUCUCCUCCUCUCUAGAAUUGCCACAACCUGCAUGCUAAGUAAAGAUUUUGUUCUUAUGGACAGAUCAGAAAUUCUAAAAAGCUAGUGCUGCUGUAUUAUAUAUGAAUAUUACAUAUGGUAUGCUUAAUAUAUUCCAACCUAAAAUAGUUAACUACCUGAUACCAGCUGUGAUGUUUCAAGACAUAAAGGGUAACAUUUUACUUUUAAAGAUUUUAUAAACACAGUUUACUUCAUAGGAAUAUUUAUUAUCUCCAUAACUAUAGGUAAUGCAAAUGGCCCCAUUAAUUUAGUAUCAUAAGAUUCACAAUUUUAUGAAUCUUUCAAGUUUAGCAAUAAUUAAUUUACAUUGGCUAAAAUAUAUCCCAGUUGCAGGUUUGAUUUUUAACCCUAAUUAUUGUUAUUGUAACCGAGCAGAAAAACCAGAAGUCCUAUGUUUACUACCCUAGUCACCUGACUCCAAUACAAAGAAAGGAAGUGAAACAAAACCCAGUACCCUGCUCAUCACCCUGUAAAUCUAAAAUUUUAAAUAGUAAAUCCAACGUAAAGCACAAAUUCUUUAGAUACACAUAAGCUGAUAUUUGACUUGUAUAGAGAAGCUGCAUUGAAUCAUGGGACAGCAGAAAAAAAUUAAAACUUUGCACGGUAUGAACUUCAUACCCCCAAACAACAGAGUCUUGAAAAUAUUAUUUUACGAGUAUAUUUAUAACGUUUUUAAAAGAGACUUUGCAGAAGUGCCUAAAUUUUGCCACAUCAGACUUGAAGGAAGUGAGGCUGAUGCCAACAAUCUAAUCCACAAUAAGUGACUAAUCUUUUAAACUCUCAGUCAGGUUACCUAAAAGAACCAAGUUGCUGUUGAGGUAACUUCUAUCAAGAGCAACAACAACAAAAAGGCUGUAGGUGAGGAGAUUUGUAAGAUAUCCUAAUUUAACUAAAAUUGAGUUCAGUCACUGAAAACCUGAUAAGUGACUUUAAUCUAGAUUAUUAACUAAACAUUAAAAAUGUAGGGAGAGUUUCAGUUUAAUAAAUCAUUACAGUUCUUGCAUUUUUUAAAAUUGGAUUAAAGGGUUGUAACCGGAUUACAGCAUGGAGGGGGGGGGGAAACUAGUUAUUUUAACCUUUUUCUUUAAAAACAUAUUUUAUGUCACAGAAAUAUGAAGAUAUCUUUAAUACAACUAUAUACAUAUUAUAUAUAUACAUACAUACAUAUAUAUGGAUGAAACAGAUUUUAAUGUUUACUUUUUUAAAUACAUUGUUGAUUUACAAGGUAAUUACAUAUGUACAAUUAAAAUUUCAUUUAGGUUUGGUUUAAGAUUUGUUUCCAGCACUACUGUACCAAAUAUUUCAUAUUUUACAUUUUGUAUGUUGCACACGUCACAAAUACGUAGUUUUUAAAUUAUUGUUUAAAAAUGAAAACAGCUGUUAUAAGUGAAUAUUAUGUAUAAUUGUUGGCAACAUCAGUUUUCUAUGUGGACAUAGUUUGUGAUUGCAGUAUUUUAACCUUUUCAGAUUGAUUGUAAACUAUUUUAAACUUUGGCAGCACUGCCUUUUCUGAAAGGCACUAGAGGCACUAACGGUAUGAUUAGUUGUCUAGGAAAUUAUUUUCUGUUCUAAAUUUUGUUUGUCAAAUGUCUAAUUGCUAUCUAUUUAUAUUAAAGCUGUAGAUCUGAUCACCCGAAAGAGAGAAAAAAAAUCACAAUCUGAUUGUAAAAUUAACAUAGUGGUUGUAAUGUUGCAUUUGUUUUAUUAUGUGGAAAAAAAUGUAUCUUAACUCCUGUUACUUUAGCAGUUAAGGUAUCACCAUUAUGUACUAUUGAAACACUAAUAUUUGUAGACUUUCUCAGUCAUUAUAACUAGGUAGUUGACAUUGCAACUUGCCUAUAUCUGUCAAAGUUGUUUUUAUUUGUUUUUAAUAAUAGUUCAUUUAGACAUUUUGGUAGCUUAUUGUACAAGACUAAAUGGUAAAUUAUCCAGAUUGUUUAAAUAUUUUAUGUAGAGGACUGUUUAAAACAUUGUUUUGUGCAAACUUUUUAUGUUUCAUGAUAAUUAUUCUAUAGUUUUUUACAAUUACUUCAGUACUACUAUUUUUUGCCCAUUCGUGACAAAGCUUCAGAUACAUCAGGUCUUGCAUUCAGACAAACCUACAAAACAAAAGAGAAAAUGUAUUUUUAAUACGAGAUCCACUUUCCAACUUUAUAACUUUGUGAUAUUCCUAAAAACUGUACAAGAACAGAUCUGUGCUAACAUAAGGAGGCAAUUACACAGAUGUGCAAAUAGAUGUUCAACAGAUUCUGCAUUUUAUUUAUUAACAAAUAAUUUUUAGAACAAUUACAAAUUUGGGAAGAUCUAAAACUAUUUUUCUGUAUAAAUAUUAUUUGCCAAAACUUUUUAUAUAUUUUAAAAAGAAACUAUAAUGAUGAUGAGUAAACAUUAAAUGCUUUAUUUAAUUAAAAUAAAUAAACUCCCCAGAAAGAACCAUGAGAUGGGCCAACAUUGAGAUAGUAAAUACUAUAGCUGAGACGUGAUUUCAAGUUACUUGAGAUGUCUCAGUAUUUAUUUUCUAUAAAUGAAACAGCACUUCACCAAAAUACCUUAUCAUUUGCCUCUUUCAUACAAAAUGUAAUUGACUGCACUUAUACUGAAUAUUUCAAUAACAGUUAAAGAAAUCCCUUCUUUCAUGCCUUUCACUGUAACCAUUAGCAAUCUGUUAAAUAUCCAUUAUAUUUUUGUUGUAACAUUAAAUUCAUUCACCCAAUGUGCAACCGCUCAAAUAAAAAGAAGCAUUUUAAAAUGA
Molecule: messenger RNA, 4596 nt
Organism: Terrapene triunguis (Three-toed box turtle)
Lineage: Eukaryota; Metazoa; Chordata; Testudines; Emydidae
Gene: MBNL2
Product: muscleblind like splicing regulator 2
Exons: 8
Coding region: 704-1843 (379 amino acids)
Molecular function (GO): metal ion binding
Source: RefSeq, a predicted model, not a curated record